AUGACAGUGGUAGCCAAUGAGAAGAACAAACUGAUCCCACUCAGGCCUGUUCGUGGGUGGAAGGUGUGUAUGGAUUAUCGAAAGCUCAACUCGUGGACAUUAAAGGAUCAUUUUCCAAUGCCCUUCAUGGAUCAAAUGCUUGAUCGACUGGAAGGAAAGGGAUGGUAUUGCUUUUUGGAUAGUUAUUCUGGAUAUAACCAGAUUUGUAAUGCUCUGGAAGUCAGGAGAAGACAACUUUUACAUGCCCAAUUCAAUAUUGUACUUGAUUGGGAGAAGUGCCACUUCAUGGUUAAGGAGGACAUUGUUCUUGGGCAUAACAUUUCAAAAAAAGGAAUUGAAGUUGAUCGAGCAAAGGUUGAAGUUAUUGAGAGGCUACGACCUGCAAUUUCUAUGAAGGGGGAAGCGAAGUUUUCCUUCGAUGAAGAUCACUUGAAGGCAUUUGAAUGCCUUAAAGGGAAGCUGGUUGAAGCCCCUAUCAUUGUAGCACCAAAUUGGUCCAAGCCAUUUGAGAUCAUGUGCGAUGCAAGUGGUGUUUCCCUUGUAGCUGCUUUAGGAUAA
Molecule: messenger RNA, 558 nt
Organism: Capsicum annuum
Lineage: Eukaryota; Viridiplantae; Streptophyta; Magnoliopsida; Solanales; Solanaceae
Exons: 3
Coding region: 1-558 (185 amino acids)
Source: RefSeq, a predicted model, not a curated record